CUUUUUCUCUCCAGAACAUUUGCUGUGCUACUUUUCGACGUUCCUUUUCAAAUCUCCUUCGUCUUCUUAACCACCGUCAUUGGGCCGUUGUACCGUAGCAAGCUAGCCUUCUCCAGGCAAAGCGUUCAUUGCUUGAUCCAACGUUCAUGCCGGAUCUGAUUGGUGCCCUGGAACCCCGGAGCUCAUUUCACUUCGCGCCUCGAUCCGAUCACGCGUCCUCUCUUCUUCCUCUUUCGAGUUCAACACCGGCGGACGGCUGCCAUGAUCAUAUGCUCAGAUCCCCAGAUACACAGCAUCAGCAGUCUCGUUGACCGAGGCUCAAACGCUGUCACAAGCCAUCACCACGGCGCAAUUGCUCUUUUUGGGAAAUGGCUGCUGUGCAUACCAUCAACAUGCUCUCCCACUAUGCCGUUAGGCUUUAACCUUUCGAGUCUGGAGAUUGAGAUCUUCGGCACGCCCCACAAGAUAUACCUUUUAUACCAUAUCACGUCUACGUGUCUUGGAACUCAAGUGCCAGUGCGCAUGAACCAUCAAAGCUAACGGAGACGGUAGACCCCGGAUCUGUUGACACACCUCCUCAUCUGCAACAGUUGCAUUGGAGCAUGAGGCCGUGCACAGGAACGGAUACAAAUGAACCAGCAGCCGCCCGCAAAGUUUCAAUGUUAACCACUCCUCCGAGUGACCAUUCUGGAGGUAUAGGCGUAUACUAACUGACUAUCUUAUCCCCCACAGCACGCCGUUCAUCUUCCUUUCCUCUUUACCCACGUCCCGUUCCCAUUCGAUAUACACAUAUACUCUUUCAAUAUGAUUGCCAUCCCCGGUCUCUUUUUCUUCGUGGUCAUUUCUUUCCUGGUGUUCGCGGUCGACGCUCUACCACUAUCGAUCAAAAAAAGAGCUAUAUCACAAGACCUACUCGAUACAUUGUCCCUGUUCGAACAAUACUCCGCAGCCGCCUACUGUCCCGAGAACAACGAACCCGAUUCUUCCACUCUCAUAACUUGCAGCGCGGGAAACUGUCCACUGGUCCAAUCGGCCGGCGCAGAAUCCAUUGCCGAGUUUCAGAAUGUCGGUCUCUCCGACGCGACAGGCUUCGUCGCCAUCGACCACACGCACAACCAAAUCAUCAUCUCCUUCCGGGGCAGCAGAUCCGUGCAGAACUUCCUCAGUGACGCGGACUUUGGCCUGGUUUCAUGGUCGUCAAUAUGUCCUGGGUGUACUGUCCACUCUGGCUUUUUGGACUCGUGGACCAGUGUGAAACCCCUGAUUCAAAAUGCUGUCGAUGGUGCCCGUGCAGCGUAUCCGAAUUACGCGAUUGUUUCUACGGGACAUAGUCUUGGUGGAGCAAUUGCGACGCUGGCGGCUGCUGGUCUGAGGACUGCGGGAUAUGGUGUAUCUUUGUAUACAUACGGCUCGCCGAUGGUUGGGAAUGUGGCGCUCGCAACCUUUGUGACGGGGCAAACGGGCCAAAACUUCCGCGUCACGCAUGCCAAUGACCUGGUCCCCAAGUUGCCUGGGUAUCUGUUGGGGUAUGCGCAUGUUUCGCCGGAAUAUUGGAUCACUUCGGCCACGGGGGUCGCGGUCACGGCGGAGGAUGUACAGACUAGUUCUGGGGUUGUUGAUCUUGCGGGAAAUGAGGGCCAAUUGGGCGGGAGUGUGGAUGAUCAUUUGUUUUAUUUUAAUGAGGUUUCGGCGUGUGGGCCGGAUGGGCUGGAGUUUUAAAGGUUUGAAUUAAUAUGAUGGCUUAGGGUUAAGUGGCUGGCGUCCCUCGUCGGCGUUUCUGUUAUCUAUACUAAUUGAUACAAGGUAUAUCUGGUCAAUGGUCGAACCGUCCUCUUUGUCAACAGAAAAUCGGGGAGCGUUUUCCUACCGGAACAAGAUAUCCAGGCUGAAGCACUCACGACUUGAAAAAGGGGAGCUCGAUAGGGCUUGAGAUGUACAACGUUAACCUUUGCGUCUGAUUUCCAUCGAACUGAGGUAGACCAACUCAAUAGUCACGAUCGUCCGACUUCGAAGACAACGGCAAACGGCAACCCCAUUGUACAAGAGGACAAUCGACUCAAUUUAAACCGGACUAAAGCCUAAGUCCAAGAGUUCGCGGACAGUACGAAAGGAAGUAGAGGAGCAUAAUCUCAUCUUUUCACCAUAUCUUGCAAAGGUCUCCGGUAAAUGACCGGGUUCAUUCCCAAGUAUAGUCGAAGAAUCAUAAUACUUUCCAGGGAACAUCACCUACCCCCGAGGACUUCCGUCGUCUCUCUUCCGAGUCUGACUUCCAGAUCCCCAUUAUCAAUGUCAACUGAUCAAAUCACAUCCUCAUAUUCCCCCACCGCCAACGGCACCGCGACCUUCAACCUCGCCAGAUCCUUCAGGCAAUGGAACGCCGACUCAUACGAAUCGACCGUCCCCAAAAAGCCCAUUUUCCUCGCCUUCCGCACGCUCAGAGACAAAGGCCAGCCUCCGAUAACAGCACUAUCCGUCAUCCCAAAAAUCUGCGCGCGGUCCUUGAACGGGUCGAGCAACAGGCCGUGUUUUGCGGUCAAUUCCUUCCACGCAUUCACGACCGCAGGCGAUUCGGACCAUUCGAGGAGGGAGAAAGUGGAGCGAGUAAUUGCUGGUGGACCAUAUCUGACACCAGAGAUUCUGAUCAUGUCUCGCCACAUAAACCCUAUACUUCUUCUCAUCCAUUUCCGGCGGCGUAAAGGUCGUCCCGUACCAUUUCGCAAGGUACGGCCAAAACCGACCCCAGGUAAACGGCAAACCGUCCUGAGCAUUGAAAGCCUCGUUUGCCGCUUCGGGAGUCAGCACGGCCCAUUCCUCCAGGUAGGCAUUAAGUAGCGCCGUGCUCUGGCAGUAUUCGCGGUCCCAGGCUACAUAGUCGCCUGGAAACGCGAGUGGCUGGCCCAAGUACGCCUGGACAGCGCCGUAGACGGCCAGGCCGACCAUAUGGUUGAGAAGGUUGUCGCGGACGGCGCCGAUGAUGUAGGAUGGACGGACGACGUUCCAUUUUGCGCCUGUGCGCUGGCAGUAGGACUGUAAUAGGUCUUCUUGGGGGUAGUAGAAGUUUGCUUCGAGGGUGACGCGCGGGUCGGAUUCGAAUGAUGGGCUGGUGGCGGGGCCGAUGUGGAAACCGUAGUGUUUGGCUCCGGUUUGGAGGAGAACUCGUCGUGGCUGUAGCGAGGCGAGCUCUAGACCGGCGAGGAAGUUGCGUAGUAGGGCGGCUGGUUAGGUUAGGUUAGGUUAGAGAGAGAUAUAUCCAAUGUUGAACCACUGCGUGGUUUGGGAAGGGAAA
This is a messenger RNA of Exophiala dermatitidis NIH/UT8656, 3286 nucleotides long. RefSeq names its product triacylglycerol lipase. Bases 805 to 1719 code for a protein of 304 amino acids. Gene Ontology annotation, biological process: lipid catabolic process. The record is from RefSeq and is a predicted model, not a curated record. Lineage: Eukaryota; Fungi; Ascomycota; Eurotiomycetes; Chaetothyriales; Herpotrichiellaceae. The transcript is spliced from 5 exons.